AAGACCCAUGAAUAAAUGAUACAUUUGAGUUUUACAUUAAUCUCUUUGGUCCUUCAUGUUAUUGGAUUUUGAAUCACAUACUACAUUAAUCUCUUGGUCUCCUUAUUAUUACCGUCUCCAAAACCUUAUCCCUCCCACACACAAAAAAAAAUCCCAUCUUCCUCACACCCCAAUCAAAUAAACUAGAAGCUUAAAUCCCAAAUCCUUCAUCAUCAGCAAACAUGUUUACAUCAUCUUCUAUCCAAUUCCACGCUCCAAUCAUUCAUCAUCGUCUAUCCUUCACCACAGCCCACUCCUUAUCCUUUCACUCCCACAACCAUAACCACACAUUCCACACUCCAUCAUUCCUACGCCCUCCUCCGCUGCUAAACCCCUCCCCUCUUCCCUCCAUUUUCACUGUUGCCGCCAAGUCUCCAACACCCGACAAAGCCAGCGAGCAGAAAUGGGUCCACGAAGGUCUCAUCGCUGAAUCCCUCCCCAACGGCAUGUUCCGCGUUCUCCUCGACAACGAAGACCUUAUCCUCGGCUACAUCUCCGGAAAGAUUCGAAAGAAUUAUGUUCGGAUCCUUCCCGGAGAUAGAGUUAGAGUUGAAGUCAGUCGUUAUGACUCCUCCAAAGGACGCAUAAUUUACCGGAUUCGAAAUACCACUGGUGGUGGCAGCUCUUAGUUUUUAGAUUCAAUAUUUGUCAGAGUUUAUGAAUCAAGAAUAGAUCUGUUGAGGGCUGUAAUUAUUGGAGCAGAGGGAACUCCUUAUCAUGAUGGCAUUUUCUUUUUUGAUGUUUCCUUUCCAAGUGGCUUUCCCAAUGUACCCCCGUAGGAGUGUGUAUUCUGGUAGCAGUUCUCAUAGCUUCAUGGACCCUGAUGUGAUCGAGAUUCCACCACCACAGCGAACUAUCAAGCCGCACAAAGAGGUCAUUUUUCGGGAUGUGAUCGACAUCGACAAUGAUGACGACACAACAGAUUUAGUGUUAAUUGGUGAAAACAUUGUUGAAAGUAAUAAGGGGAAGACAACUGAAUCUGUUCGCAACGGUUCUGGUGAUCAUCAAACUAUGGAAGACUUUGAUAAUAUAUAUUAUCCGCCUGUGAUUGACAAAUCUGGACCAAGUAGCAGGGUAGAGUCUUCCAAUGGUUAUACUUCUGUAUCAAAUAACUUAAUCAACAUUGAUGAGGAUGAGUCUGACCACUUGUAUGACGAUGAUGAUGAUGGCUUCUGUGAUAUUAUUCCGGAUGAUUAUAUGGAUGUAGAUAAUUAUACUUUACUGCAGGAGCAUUUUGACAAUGCAAACAUACCUCCUGGUAUUGAGGCACCUGUUCCUUGGUUGAAGGAAUACAAUCUAAGUUCUAAGAAUGCUGAAAGUAGUUUAUUCUAUCCUAGCUUUCAUAUUCCGCAAUCUGAUUCUAAACAUUCUCAAGUUAAUGGCUUAUUUCAGCCUUCAUGGUCAUUUGAGCCUAUUAAGCCUGAAACCCAAGGACCUGUAGUAGGUAGUUCUAGUGUGCAAAAUCACGUAUCUUCUCAAUUAUUUUCUCAAGUUGACCCUAGUAAGAAAAUAAUUGACGCCACACAGAGCAGGAGACGCAAGUUAAAGUUGGCAUUAGGAGUGGAGUCAUCUACAUCUAGUUUGUCUUUGGGACCUUCUGGUAAAAAGAAGCCUUAUUUUUUUGGUUCUUCAACUAACCAUGGCUCUGUAGACAACUCAGGGGUCAUGAAGCUGCCACAUGGAGGUGGUUCACCUCAUUGGAAACUACUUGAAAGUGCAAAGAAAGCAGCUGGAACUGGAAGUAUCAGUUCACAUUAUUCAAAUUUCUAUGGACAUGUAGAUGGAUCAAUUCAUUUUCCAGGAACUGAAUUUGCAAAUCCUUGGUUGAAUUCUUCUCAUUUUAAUCCAUUUCCAAAUUAUACAGCUUAUCCAGGUUUUUCCAAUCCAUUUGUUCCUCUUCAUACCACACCUGCGCAAAUGUUCAAUAACCCUUGGGUUCACAAUACUGCAAGAGAUGGAAAUAAUGGCACAACUGCUGAUAGUGUACUGUUGUGACCAUCUCUGAUGAAGCCAGAGAAGAAAUUCUUGAGAAAUUUCAAAACUUUAAGCAAUUUGACACUGUUGACGACACUUCAGACCAUUACUUUGUUCGCACCAAUUCUUCCACGACA
Messenger RNA from Lathyrus oleraceus (garden pea), 2150 nucleotides. RefSeq lists its product as uncharacterized. The coding region runs from base 757 to 2034 and encodes 425 amino acids. The transcript is spliced from 5 exons. The record is from RefSeq and is a predicted model, not a curated record. NCBI's taxonomy places the organism in Eukaryota, Viridiplantae, Streptophyta, Magnoliopsida, Fabales, Fabaceae.